Cottoperca gobio is the source of this 2765-nucleotide messenger RNA. It is a transcript of the gene trmt9b, whose product is annotated as tRNA methyltransferase 9B. The coding region runs from base 290 to 1567 and encodes 425 amino acids. Gene Ontology annotation, molecular function: tRNA (5-carboxymethyluridine(34)-5-O)-methyltransferase activity; S-adenosylmethionine-dependent methyltransferase activity; tRNA binding. Gene Ontology annotation, biological process: tRNA wobble uridine modification; tRNA methylation. The transcript has 4 exons. Lineage: Eukaryota; Metazoa; Chordata; Actinopteri; Perciformes; Bovichtidae. Gene Ontology annotation, cellular component: nucleus; cytoplasm. The record is from RefSeq and is a predicted model, not a curated record.
CAUGGAUUUGAUACCGUCCGGCAGACAGACCGCUGAUGGCGGUCACACACGGCAGGUACUUCACUCCGUUAACGUUAUCUGUCCUCGCGAUGUCGUUAAUAAUGUACUCGGUGCAGCUGUGUCGAGCGCGUGCCUCUGAUCCUUAUGGCAGAACGAUCAUAUAGAUACGAGAGGGAAGUUUACCUCCAGCAACCUGAGGAUAGAGGCGGUCCAGGCGGAUCAUUGCACGGCGGUUUGUAGGCUACGGCAUGAUACUGUGAGGCCGCUGCAUGAGGCAGCCUGGACAAACAUGAUGGAGGAGGCUGCCAGUCAGCUCGAGAGAGACCAUGUUCACAGUGUCUACGACAAGAUCGCUCCAUAUUUCAACGACAGCCGUUAUAAAGCCUGGCCGAAGGUCCGACAGUUCCUGCUGGACCUGCAGCCGGGGAGCAUCGUGGCUGACAUUGGUUGUGGCAAUGGCAAGUAUCUCCACAUCAACAAGGAGGUGUUCAAGCUGGGAUGCGAUGUCUGUCGCCCCCUGGUGGACUUUGCGUGGAGCCAAGGACACGAGGUCCAGAUGUGCGACGGGCUGCAUCUGCCUUACAGAGACAGCUGCUUUGACGCUGUGCUCUCUAUUGCAGUCAUCCAUCAUUUGUCCACCAAAGAACGCCGUAUUCGAGCAAUAAAGGAGAUGGCUCGCACCCUGCAAGUGGGCGGACGGAUCAUGAUCUACGUGUGGGCCAUGGAGCAGAAACGUCGUAAAUUUGAGAAACAGGACAUCUUCGUUCCCUGGAACCCCAACCCUCAUUCGCCCUCCGACAUGGAGAACGCCAAACCCAGGAGGAGGGCCACAGCUCAGAGUGUGAGCGAAGCCAUAGACAACGCUGACAAGCACAGGAAGGUAAGAAGCACAUCCUCCGUGGCAGACGAGGAAGACCUGACCUGCACCACGCCACAGCAGAGCACACAGAGACUGUGGUUCUUCUCCAGGUCUCUGGAUUCUGUGUUCGACUUUGGAAGCUUAGCCAUCUCCCGGUCGUCCUCCAGAGACCUUAGCAAUUUAUCUUCACCCACAGGUGAAAACGAGGGGAACAAGGCGAGGCAGUGGGGGAGAGGACGAGGCCUCAUCAAACAGGUCUCGAGCUUCUUUUCCCCACCGUCUGUGAUCGGAUCGGAGGAGGAUGUCUUUGACUCAGUCACAAACCUGCACAAGGGACAAAAUGAUCCUGGAGGCAACAACAACAACGGCGGCAUAGAAAACCAGAGUGUCUCUGUAUCAUUAGCCCAGGAGUGUGGCUCUCUGGCCCUGCCAGAUUUGGUCCCUUUCCAGAAGGAGCACCUAAAGCAGCCUGGCGAUGAAAGUGCAGGAGGGCUGCGGGGAAAAGAGCAGCAUGAAAGCACAAGGAGUCCUCCGGGGAGCGAGGGGCAGGUGGAGGGCUCCUGCUUGAGGUACUAUCACGUCUUUAGGGAGGGAGAACUGGCAGAGCUGAUAGAGAAUCAUGUUGAAGAGCUUCAUGUCAAACACACCUACUUUGAUCAUGCCAACUGGUGUGUGGUGGCAGAGAAAGUUCUUUUAUGGAAAAUAUGAUUUUUUAAAACUUAUUUUUAAUUUUUGCAUUAACUCUGCCUCAAGUUUUAGCACUGAGUCAAACAUGUGAAUAUUAUUACAUUCUUGUGACUACAAAGUGAAUAUACAAAUGUAGCCAUUGUUAAAGGUACACCAAACACUAAACUACUCGCCCGCUGCAAGGCUCUGCUUCACUGUUUGGUAAAUGUGAUUUAUUAAUAUUGUGUUAGUUUCUGGUAGAACCAGCUGUGUGACAGACCUAUCCAUAGCUAGCAUUAAAUGUAAGUUUACAUGGCAUCGCUUUAAUGAUUUUGCAGCAGCAGUAUUGUGGUGAUCAACAAUGGCUAUCACUGUAUCCUAUUCCACAUUUUUUAAGUAUUUAUUCUGUCACUACAUGAAACCAACAAGCAGUAUCCAGAUAUCCAACGUGUGUGCAUUCUCUUUUAGUAUCAAUAAUUCAUUUUUAUUAUCAAACCACAGCGAGCUCCAGAGCCGCUAAUGAUUUUAACUCUUUUUUUUUAAAAGAGCAUUUCUUCAAGAGAGAUGUUUCUCUGUUUGGACUUUUAAUAUUGGCCAAAGAGGAAUUUGUGAGAAUACUGUACACUCUUCCACCUGCUGUUAAAUGUUUUCAUUUAUUGAUUACAGUGGAUUACAGUAAUUCUUUGUGUCUGCCUGUGUUACAAUUACACGUUCCUUUACUCUGAAUAUAAGCUAAACGUGCAGCAAGUAUCCAUCAUGGACUUCUUGGUGAGACUGUGUAAACUGCUCUUGUGUAAUCUAUCAUAAGAAGAGCUCAAAGUUGUGCAGAAUAUCUUCCAAAACAUUUGUGCAGUUUUGUGUUUCACAGAAGGUGUUGCCAGUGUGCGUGUGAUUGAUGUUUGUAAUAGUUGUUUACUGUAUUGUGUUGAAGUAACGAGCUGAACUAUACCCCUGGUAUGUUUCAGCAAAUCAACUGCCUCGUAUACUGUGAAUUAACAUUGCACUGUACCACAAAUAUGUCGCUGCUUGAUGUCAGAGAAUGACAUAAAAAUAGGUGAAAUUUGAAACAUACUAAUGUACCUAUUUAUGCCAAGGACUGUGCAUAUCUUUAUCAGUACAGUAUGUGUGGACCAACUGUUUGUUCUCAAGUGACACUGGUACCUUAAUGGCUUAUGUGACCUGAUGUAAAUACAUGUGAGUUUUAUUUUGUUUUUCCUUAUUAAAUAUUUUUGUUCAUGUA